Messenger RNA from Penicillium maclennaniae, 1509 nucleotides. Its product is annotated as alpha-L-arabinofuranosidase B. The record is from RefSeq and is a predicted model, not a curated record. Gene Ontology annotation, molecular function: alpha-L-arabinofuranosidase activity. Bases 1 to 1509 code for a protein of 502 amino acids. Gene Ontology annotation, biological process: arabinan metabolic process; L-arabinose metabolic process; pectin catabolic process. Lineage: Eukaryota; Fungi; Ascomycota; Eurotiomycetes; Eurotiales; Aspergillaceae. The transcript has a single exon.
AUGGUCUCACGAGUAACACGAUAUGCUCUAAGCCUCGCUGCCACGAGCUCCCUCGUAGCGGCCGGACCCUGUGAUAUCUAUGCGGCCGGUGGCACAUCCUGCAUCGCUGCACACAGCACCACUCGUGCCCUGUACAGCGCCUUCAGCGGUGCACUUUACCAGGUGAAGCGGAACUCUGACAGUACCACAACCACAAUUAAGCCGCUCUCUGCUGGUGGUGUCGCCAAUGCCGCGGCCCAAGACACUUUUUGUGCCAACACGACCUGUGUAAUUACGACAAUUUACGACCAGUCUGGCAAUGGCAACCAUCUUACCCAGGCCCCGCCAGGUGGCUUUGACGGCCCGGAAUCAAAUGGCUACGAUAACCUGGCCAGCGCAAUUGGAGCCCCAGUCACUCUCAAUGGCCAAAAGGCAUAUGGAGUCUUCAUCUCACCUGGCACCGGCUAUCGUAUUGAUGUUGCUAAAGGCAUUGCUACGGGUGACGAACCUGAGGGCAUGUAUGCAGUCCUCGAUGGUACUCACUACAAUGGUGCCUGCUGCUUCGAUUAUGGUAACGCUGAGACCAGCAACACUGAUACGGGCAACGGCCACAUGGAGGCUAUCUACUACGGUGACAGUACCUACUGGGGUACUGGUUCUGGCUCCGGCCCUUGGAUCAUGGCCGAUCUCGAGAACGGUCUGUUCUCUGGCGUUAGCUCUGGUCAAAACACUGGUGACCCGUCAAUCUCGUACCGAUUCGUCACUGCUGCUGUCAAGGGCGAACCAAAUCAGUGGGCGAUCAGUGGAGGCAAUGCUGCAUCUGGUGCAUUGUCGACUUAUUACAAUGGCGUUCGCCCCACUGUUUCUGGCUACAACCCCAUGAGCAAAGAGGGCUCCAUUGUGCUUGGCAUCGGCGGUGACAACAGCAAUGGCGCCCAGGGCACCUUCUACGAGGGCGCGAUGACCUACGGCUAUCCUUCGGCCGCCACUGAGAACUCAGUGCAGGCUAACAUUGUGGCCGCCAAAUAUGCCACCACUUCGCUGGUCAGCGGCACGGCGCUCACUGUCGGUUCCUCUAUCUCCCUGCGAGCCACGACAAGUGGCUAUAACACACGCUACAUCGCACACACUGGCACUACUGUCAACACCCAGGUCGUAACCUCUUCCAGCAGCACCACUCUCAAGCAGCAGGCUAGCUGGACGGUGCGUACUGGUCUUGGCAAUAGCGGGUGCUACUCUUUCGAGUCCGUCGACACCCCAGGAAGCUACAUUCGGCACUACAACUUCGAGCUACUGCUCGAAGCCAACGACAGCACCAAGCAAUUCUACGAAGAUGCCACUUUCUGCCCAAUGGCUGGCCUGAACGCUGGAGGUAGCAGUAUUCGGUCCUGGAGCUAUCCCACUCGCUUCUUCCGUCACUAUAACAACGUCCUUUAUAUUGCGAGUGAGGGCGGCGUUGAUACCUUUGACGCUACUGCCUCAUACAACGCCGAUGUUACUUGGGUGAUCAGCGCCGGUUUUGCUUCUUAG